UUCGUCAAGCAAGUUCUCAGUAUCAAAGUUAGUGGAAGUGUGGAUUGAGCUGCGCUUUCUGGUUGGGUUUCUGUGCGGGGCGUAGGCUCUUGUGAAGUUGAGAAGUCCCUGAACUCUCAUCGCAACUUCUUAAGAAAACGAAUCACAUUGUCUGGUAUGAAAACUAUGAUUGAAGUGGGCUCGUGUUCCCUCAGAGGCUUUGUUGAGCUGACAGACAGUAGCUACAGUAUUCACAGAAGAUAACAGCAACCAAUUGAGAUUAUGUUCAUCUGUUGAAGACCAGUCGCUUCCAGCUGCCAUCAUGUCAGCAGACCGCGACCCGAAUCCUCCACAGCUUAUGAAUCCUCCGCCUCCUGAGGUGACCAACCCCAACAAGCCAGGCCGGAGGACUAACCAGCUGCAGUUUAUGCAGAAUGUAGUGAUCAAAUCCCUCUGGCGGCACCAGUUCGCCUGGCCUUUUUACCAGCCUGUUGAUGCAGUUGCCCUUGGACUAUCAGAUUAUCACACCAUAAUAACAUCCCCCAUGGACUUGGGAACCAUCAAGAAACGGCUAGAGAACAACUACUAUUGGAGUGCAAGUGAAUGUAUGCAAGACUUCAACGCCAUGUUCACCAACUGCUACAUAUAUAACAAGCCCACAGAUGACAUAGUCCUGAUGGCCCUCGCCUUGGAAAAGGUUUUCUUGCAAAAAGUUACCCAGAUGCCGCAGAGCGAAGUUGAGAUUCUUCCUGCAGCCAAAGGGAAGGGCAAAAAAAGUAGCAUUCCAGGUGGGCAAAAUGGAACUGCAACCACAUGUUCUUCACCUACAACACCCACAUCUCAGCCAAGCCUCAGCUACACGUCUUCCAGCCCGUCCUCAAUGCCCAAACAACCAUCACAGACCCCCAUAAAAAAGAAAGGGCUGAAGCGGAAGGACGACUCCUCCAGUUUGGGUGAUUUAUCAGAGAGCAGGAGGAGACGGGGAAGCGCAGGCCGAGCCAAUAAUCCCUCUGACUUUGAAGAAACGGAGUUGCCACAACAGAAAAGUGAACAGGGCAGACUGAGCGAACAGCUCAAGUACUGCAAUGACAUCCUGAAAGAAAUGCUGUCUAAGAAGCACGCAGCCUACGCCUGGCCGUUCUACAAGCCCGUCGACGCUGAAGCCCUGCAGCUACACGAUUACCAUGACAUCAUCAAAUACCCCAUGGAUCUCAGCACUGUUGAAAAAAAGAUGGAAGGAGGAGAGUACCAGGACGCACAAGGCUUCGCUGCAGACGUUCGGUUGAUUUUUUCUAAUUGCUACAAAUACAACCCUCCACAUCAUGAUGUUGUCACCAAAGCCAGAAAACUUCAGGGUGUGUUCGAGAAGAGGUUUGCGAAGAUGCCAGACGAGCCGGUGGAGUUGAUUUCACUAAUGAGUGCCGUUAAGAGUGCAGGUUUUAGUGGGAUUAGUGCCAACAGCUCUUCCAACUUGGACAAAUCAGACUCUGCAGAGGAGCGUGCCACCCGCCUUGCUGAGUUGCAAGAACAGGUGGGUGCAGAACAGCUUAAAGCAGUUCAUGAACAGCUCGCUGCCCUCUCUGAAGUCCCUGUGAUUAAACCAAAGAAGAAAAAAGACAAGGACAAGAAAGAGGACAGCUGUCAAAAUAAAAGCAGUACAAAUUCCAGCUCCAGGCAGUUGUGGAAGAGAAGCAAAGACACGGAUGAUACAGAUGAUGAGUCUCUGCCGAUGACAUACGACGAGAAGCACCAGCUGAGCCUGGACAUUAACCGGUUACCUGGCGGCAAGCUGGGCCGGGUGGUGCACAUCAUUCAGACUCGAGAGCCCUCGAUGUGUGACACCAACCCAGAGGAGAUCGAGAUCGACUUUGAGAUACUGAAGCCGUCCACUCUGCGGGAGCUGGAGCAAUACGUGAAGUCUUGUCUGAAUAAGAAGUUUAAGUCAUUUCAAAAGAAAAGCAGUCAGGCUGCGCCUCAUCAUGUCAGCUGCAGCAGUUCUUCAGAUUCUGCCACCAGCAGCUCCACCGACUCCAGUUCAGAAAACAGUGACUCGUGACGACUGUAAAGUUUCUAUUUAUUGCUUCUUUAGUUACCAAAAGAGAGUUCUUAAAAACUGUUAAACAUGCUUAUUUUUGUAUUUUGCUAUGUGUUCAAUAUGUGAAAAAUUAAACUUCCCUCACACAGUCUUUGUUGUCACUGUUGGCUUUUCUCACUCCUUCUUCUCUCUAAAUCGCAAUAUCCGCCACUGGAGUUUGUUAUCAGACAUUAUAAAUUGUUCACAACAUAGCUGGAUGGCAUGCGGCUGGGCAAGGGCGCAUUUCAUAACAUCUGAGGUUCAACCAAUAUCCUGUCUGUGUCAUUCAUUUUUUGUCCAUACAGUUUAAUUAUAGCAUAGGCCUUUUUCAAAUGCAUCAUAGAAAUGCAAUGUGAUACUCUUAAACAUCCAAUUGUUGCCCUAGACAGCUCUCGAUAGCACCUGUUUGAGUUGUGAGUAGGACCAUGUAAUAAUAGAUGAUCUCAGUAUGUAUAAGAAGAAGAUAAUUUCUACCGUAGCACAUGAUUAUAAACAGAAAGAUAAAGGAUUAUGUUGAAAAGAACAAAGGACCUCAAGCAAGCUGCAAGUUUAUGAAGUGGAUAUUGAUGGUUUUAUGGUGUUUGGAAUUCUGACACAUUUUCUAAAAAUUAGUUAUCCCUAAUUGGAGGAGUUCUUUAACUAUCUAGCGCUGGUCUGAAUGGGGGGAAAAUGCAUGUAUGUUUUUUGUUUGUUAGCAUUUGUAAGCAGCAUACAUAUCUGAUAAAUAGUUUCUAACACACUAUAAUGUAUUAUAGCCGUCAGCAGAUAUAUGGUCUUUUUGUUGUUGUUGUUUUUAUUGAUGUAAUUGUCAACAGCUUCAACUCUUUCUGUGAAGUAGCCAAUCUUUCCUGAGUUGGCUGGUCAUGUUGCCUGUUUCAUAGUGAACGUGCUCUAGAAAUUUAAAUUCUGUCAGUGAAUGUUUAUUUGUCACUCCAGUCAAAAAAGGUAGCAUUGAAAUAGUACGACUCCGUGCCUUUUUGUGUUUUAACAGUCACUGUGAUCUCCAGCAUGACAGAUGUUUUGUUGGGCUUCUUUCUCAACAAUUUUCCAAGUGGCAGGUAUUAAGGGAAGUUUAAGGUAUACUUCCCUCAAAAAAUGUGCCUAAUAGAUGCGACUUUCGCUAAGCCAUUGGCUUACAUUAAAAUGUUUGCUUAUCAGUUGUAACUCUUUGCAGGUCUGUCUUGCUCCGCUAUGAAAAUAAGACUCUAUAAUGAAGAAUGCUGUGUUCUGUUUAGCACUUGAUGCUCAAAGCAGUUAAUGUUCAACCUAAAAUUUUUUACAUCUAAAAUGUUUAUUUUGUUAUAUUUCUUGAUCACUGUUGUCCGUGCUUAUUGUUCCAAACAGUCAAUAAACGGUUUAACAAUU
This is a messenger RNA of Micropterus salmoides (largemouth bass), 3418 nucleotides long. Its product is annotated as bromodomain-containing protein 3-like. The transcript is spliced from 11 exons. NCBI's taxonomy places the organism in Eukaryota, Metazoa, Chordata, Actinopteri, Centrarchiformes, Centrarchidae. Gene Ontology annotation, biological process: chromatin remodeling; regulation of DNA-templated transcription. The record is from RefSeq and is a predicted model, not a curated record. The coding region runs from base 302 to 2035 and encodes 577 amino acids. Gene Ontology annotation, cellular component: chromatin; nucleus.